This is a messenger RNA of Dreissena polymorpha, 2171 nucleotides long. Its product is annotated as aggrecan core protein-like. The transcript has 11 exons. The record is from RefSeq and is a predicted model, not a curated record. NCBI's taxonomy places the organism in Eukaryota, Metazoa, Mollusca, Bivalvia, Myida, Dreissenidae. Gene Ontology annotation, molecular function: signaling receptor activity. The coding region runs from base 181 to 2022 and encodes 613 amino acids.
AAGUUCGGUGUUUGUAAACAGUGUCUUGUGUCUAAAUUAUGCCCGAGUUCAGAUUGGAAUCGUUUUAAAUAUGACGAGAGAUCACGAUUCAGAUAGCGGUGUGUAUCAUAUCUAACAAAUACCAAUUUGCAAAGUAUAACCUUAAUGAGUUAACCACGUCAACGAAUUGUACAAACUUAGAUGAUGCUUUGGCAAGGUAUUGUGACCGUUGUGGUGCUACUAAUGGCAUCCACCGUGCAAGCCGAUUUCUCUUGCAUCUGUAACUACAAUGUCGAGAGCACAGUGUACGCGUCGACAGCUAAGAACUCUGUAAUUGGCUACAUGUACGAGUUUGACUGCAAACCGGAAGGCCCACCAUCGAACGAUGCCAAUUGGGUCAACAUCCAGUUUGAAAAACAAUACGGGUAUAUGGCGAAAGGUCAGGGAAUUGAGACGCAAGUCUGCCCUGGGGAACCUUCAGAGACGGACAAAGUCACAACGACUUCAGCAACAUUAACGUCAACAUUAACCACAACAACGAUGCCGUCCACAUCUACACCUGCACCAACCACUACAAUAACUACGGCCCCCAUCACUACAACAACAACUUUUCCGAAUCCAACAACAACAACAACAACAACAGUACCUACAACAUCAACAACAACAACGCCUAAGUCAACAACAUCAACAACACUACCGACAUUGUAUGAAACAACAACGCCGAUAUCCACAACAACUACACAGCCCACACAAAGUACAACAUCAUUACCAACAACUGAAACACCUAAAUCCACAAUAACAACGACCCCGAAACCCACUACAACGAUUCAACUCACAACAACUACUUCACCUCCACCUACAACUACUACCACACAAAGAACAACUACGACAACUGCACAAACAACAACCACGACCAUUAAACCAACAACUACGACAACCACUCCAAUCAUCACGACAACCCCGAAACCAACAACUACUCAAAGGACAACACACUUUUAUUCUACAUUACCAACCAUAACUAGUUCCGUUGGACCGUUCACACAAGUACAGUACGGAUGCCCCAAACAGUACUUUCAACACGCACAACAACAUCACGGGACCCUUUUCACAGUAGACAGCACAUGUUACGAGAUUGUGCCAACGGCGGCUACUUGGACGGAUGCGGAGGCGGAUUGUGUAGCAAGGGGAGGUCACCUAGCCCAUGUACCUGAUCAACGGCAUCAGGACGCCAUAUACCAUGUGACCAGUCAGCAUCUUGGACAUGACGUCUGGAUUGGAUUGAAUGACAGAAACCUGGAACGACACUAUGAGUGGUCUUCAGGUGAUCCGGUCAACUACACCAAUUGGAUUGGUAGACACGAGGACGUCCUGCUUCACGGAGUUCAGGACUGUGCCGGACUGGGUGCUAAAACAUUCCAAGGCCAGUGGAACGAUGUAGAGUGCUCAAGGAAAUUGAAUUACCUUUGUGAAUUCAGGGCGACAAUGUCAACAGUUUUGGCAACGACCACACCAAUGCUACAAUUAUCUAACACAGAUGGAGAUAUUCAUAUGUGUGCUGGACCAGUUCAGCAGGAGUCAAGGCGAAACAAUUAUCCACUGGCCCAAUAUGGUGACAGCUGCUAUGAGCUUCAAACGCACAGUGCUAUCUGGACGCAUAGCGAGCUUCUUUGUAAGCAACAUGGGGGCCAUCUGGUAGCAAUUACAAGUGAGACUGAGCAAGCCUUCGUGGACGCCUUUAUGGCACGUCAUAAUACUGACCACGCUGUCUGGAUCGGGCUCCAUGAUAGGAACGUUGAAGGACAGUUUGAAUGGACUUCAGGUGAAAGUGUAUCUUACACGAACUGGGUUCCAAACCACACGAGCAACUUCGUAAGUCAUAACACCGAGGACUGUAUUGCACUUAUACCAUACAAUAGCAGCAAAUGGGACGAUAUACCCUGUGGGCAACAGGGACUUUUGUUUGGUGACGUGGGAGAAAAGCAUUACACUUUCUGCGAAUACAAAGUUCUGUCAAGUCACGGUUCAAGUGUGCUGGUUGGGUGAAAAGUGGAUACCACUGACAGAUGAAAUAUAAACAUUCACAUACAACAUUUGCUAUUGUGUUUGUUUUGUGUAUCUCAUAAUAAGACAAUUUGUUUUAUUUAUCGAAACAAGACUGUACAUUUGAAUCAAUAUAAAACAGACGAAAAGAA